AUGGAACCAAUACCGGAGGACAGUAUUGUUCGGAUUAAUGUGGGCGGAAUACGAUUCCAAUGUUACCGGAAGGCACUGAACACGUUCCCGGACUCAAAACUCGCGAGUAUAGAGAAACUCGCGACGGAAUGCUACCGAAACGACUCGAACGAGUUCUUUUUCGACCGGAACCCGCUCCUGUUUGCGUUCAUCCUGGACGGGUACCGGAAAGGUCUACUUCACCUGCCCAAGGACCAUUGCGGCAUCACGUACAAGGAGGAGCUUGAGUUCUGGAAUCUGUCCGCCCGCUGGGUGGCGCCCUGUUGCUGGGAGACGCUCUACAAGUGCGACAGCGACGUGGAAACUAUGAAGCAGCUACUAAUUAGUUUCAAGAGAACGAACGAGAAAAUGUUAGUAAAAGAAGGCAGCGAUGACUUAAAGACGCGCCUCUGGCAGUUCCUGGAGAUUCCUAACUCGUCCAAGCACGCAAUGGUGUGGAGUAUGUUCAUCUCGGCGAUCAUCCUUGCGUCGACGCUGAUGCAGGCGCUGGCGUCGCUGCCCUCGUUCCAGGUGGAGCCCUCCGAGGUGGAGAAGGAGACGCUCAAGCGCUACACCAAGUGGUACAACAUGCCGUUCGGUCUCACCAAGCCACAUCCGUCAAUCCUGUACGCGGAUUUCUGCUGCCACGUCAUCCUAAGUAUCGAGUUCAUCGUUGAGUUCGUUGUUUGCCCAAACCGACGCUCGUUCAUGCUGAGUCCGGUAAGGAUCAUCGUGUUCGUUAGCUACGUUUCCUACUGGAUUGAUAUUAUGCUUGAGUUGAACCUCGACAAGCUGGCAAACUCGCACGCUCUAAAUGUUUACGUCGUUUUCAAGUACAUGACCAUUCUGAUGUUGGGCAGGCUGUUCUACAUUACGAAGCAGGUACCCGCGUUCAAAAUCCUCGGCCUGACCUUCCGGUCGUCCAAGCAGGAACUGAAGAUACUCGUUUUCAUGCUCGGGGUGCUUGUAUUCGGGUUCGGGUACACUUUGUUUAUCACCGAGCUUCUGCAGGAGAGCGAGAUUAACAACGUGUUCGUGGCCAUGUACUGGGCACUCAUCACCUUGACGACUGUGGGCUACGGUAGAUACGUCCCUACCUCCGUCCUCGGCCACGUGGUAGCCGGCGCAUGCGCACUGUGCGGAGUCCUGGUUUUGGCGCUACCUAUCGGAGUGAUUGCCUCCGCGUUCUAUACCUUCUACUACAACCACAAGUACGCCAGCAAACAUUUGGCACUCGCCUUCUAAGAAACACGACGCAUAGGCGAACACCCGUGCAUUCUAUUUCUGAUGGGAAGGCGAACAAAUAUAUUUUUUACAUUGCAUAUGUAAAUAUACAACAUCAAUUUAGAAUGUUUCAUAUAAACCUUAGAUUCACACUUCAAAAUUCCAUUUUUCAUCUAUUGCAAUGAUGAUUGACUGACAAUAUAUAUCACCAUCACGUGUUGGUGACUUAAUUAACUUUGUUUAUCAUCGGUGUUUGACCGCCAAUCAAAUACAUACCCAGUUUGUGUGUAAUCUACAUUAUUGGCAAUAACAUAUUUACGUGAAUCUGAUACGUACAGUAUGACAAUUGUCGGCACGUAACAAAACAUUUAAGCGAACAAAUUUGAUGUAGUGUUAUUGUACCGGUGUCAGUGGCGUUUGGACGUCUAUACAGGAGACUUAAAUGUAUCUGGUAAUAAAUAUCAAAAUAUUAA
Dreissena polymorpha is the source of this 1715-nucleotide messenger RNA. RefSeq names its product potassium voltage-gated channel protein Shaw-like. The coding region runs from base 1 to 1263 and encodes 420 amino acids. The transcript is spliced from 2 exons. Lineage: Eukaryota; Metazoa; Mollusca; Bivalvia; Myida; Dreissenidae. Gene Ontology annotation, molecular function: voltage-gated potassium channel activity. The record is from RefSeq and is a predicted model, not a curated record. Gene Ontology annotation, biological process: potassium ion transmembrane transport; protein homooligomerization. Gene Ontology annotation, cellular component: voltage-gated potassium channel complex; membrane.